GUAGUUGUGUUUUAGUAAAGUUUUUGUGAAGGCUACUGAAACAAAACAGCAGAGAGAGCCCAAAAUGUUGUAGAAAAAUAAUAUAAAUGGAUUGUUUUUAAUAAUAGACAUAUUUUUAUACGAAAUUGAAGCAACUAAAUGUGGUAUAAAUGUGUAAACAAUGUUUUGUAACCAAAAUGAAGAUGCACCGAAGUCAUUGGAUAAUAAGGGCUUUUUCGUUCAAAAUGUUAAAAGAGCCAUUUAUUACCAAAAAAGGACUAUUUCAAGGCAGCACCUUAUUAAAACCCACUAUGAUGCCUACAAUUUGGCAGGUUCCAGAGGCAUCGCUAUAUCAGUGCAAAGAUACCCAAAAAGUAUUAGCAAGCCCCCAUUAUUUAAGCAAGCCUUUGAGACAUAAGCAAGUCAUUUAUUCAUGAAAUUUGAGUUUAUUUUUUAUAAAUAGUUUUAAAACUAUAAUAACCUAGUACUUUGUACCCAAGCAUAUAGAUUAACAUUUUAAAAAAUGUAGAGAUAUUAUUAACAUUUAUAAGAGAGAAUGUCAAUGAAGAUCUAAGAACAAACCAAGAAAAGACAACAAAAAGAAGAAAGAAGAACCAAGCUGAUUUAAAGACAUAUCAAGAAGAAUUGCAUGAAUAAUUCAUUAUUGUUUAUUUCAAUAUCAAUGAUAUCAUUAUUUUCAUUCAUAAAGUAGUCAAGUUACAUAUUAAAAUAUUUAAUAUAUAAUAUAAGAAAAAGAAGCACGGAAGAAGUACAAAGAAGAAAGAAGAUUCCGAAUUAAAUUAAUGAAGCAGUCUUCAAAUAUUAUUUAAAUUUUGCAGAUUUAUCAAAGAAACUCCAAAGAUACAUCAAGUUACAAGAAAGUUUGUCGAAGACAUUCGCAAUAGAAUUAUUUUUGUUCAUGAAUACAACUGUCAAGUAGCACAGAACAUCCCGUCGGGUAAAUACCCGAAAACCUUGGCCCUGAUCCAGCUGCUGGUGAGGUACGUGGAACUCGAACAGGAAGUGGUGUCGAAAAGAAGCGCGCACAAUGUGCUGUACAAGGAGAUCGUGCAACGCCGCGUCGUUCGAUUGUUGCGGCAAAUUUUCUGCGAGAUCAUCGCCGUCAAUUUGCCGCACAUCGAAGCUGACCGGAGGAGCAAAGUCGGCGCGGCCAGCGUCGUCAAGUUGCUCACCCUGGUCAGGCCCGAGCUGAGAAAGUCAGACUCGAUCGUCGAUGGAAUUGCGACGGAUCUUCUGACUCUGUUGGGUUACGCGUCCUUUAUCGACGAGAUUCGCGGCAAGCACUUGCCGUUCUCCCGCGACGACAUCCUCAAGCCGUACGAACACCUGAAGGUCUUGACGGAGACGAGCGAUUACGAAUCGGAGGAUUCCGACAGCGACGACGACGACCUGACCUGUUUGAAGCGGGAAAAAGAAGACGGUUCCUCCACUUCCGACGCCGAUUAUCAAAGCCAAAGCGAAGAAAGCGAGACCCCUUUCGCUCCAAACGACAAUCAAAAUGUUACUCGACACGAAGCACCCGCAGAAGACGAGGAGGAAGAGGAGUGUCUUCUGAAGUUGGAACCUCUGCCCAGUCGGGGGGAAAGCGAACCCCCGAGGCUCAAAAACGGGAGCAGAGCUCGGGAAGUGCCGGUCAUCGAGCUCUUGGACGACGAAGACAACCCGUACAUGGUGUACAAGCACUACGAGGUCCCGACCAACACCAAGGUCAGGUCGAGGCCUUCGGUGAAGGUGAAGAAAGAAAAGGUCAUCGUUUUAAGCGACGACGAUGAAGAUGAAGUGUUAGUGCCGGAGGAUGCAAGUGACCAAGUGAUAAAAACCGAAGAAUUAGUUAAUAGUGUCGAUGCUCAAUCACCAUCUGCCUUAAAUUGCGACUACAUUUCGAUUUUGUCGGAUUCCGACGACGAAGAGGACCUAAAACUUCCUUCCAUAGAAGACUCUUCGUCGGAAGAUAAAGAUAACUUUAACGUCGAUAUUAAAAGUGAAUCGCCGCAUUCUCAAGAUGUUAGUGCUGUUAUAGACUUUGACGAUUUUCGUGUCAUUGAAGAUGAAACCGAAAGCAAUACAAAUACUUCCUUAGCGGAAACACAACUGUGUCAAGCAAGUGCAAGUGCAACUUGUUUGGCAAAAAAUAGCGAAACAGAGACAACGUCAAGUCCAGUGGAAGAGUCUGAUAGUGACGAUUCGGAAAUAAUAUCCACCAGAAGAAAAAAAACCGACAGCAAAUAUAACGAGAAAGUGGAAGAAAUCAUCAACGAAUGGAGCGACACUUCCGACGACGACGUAUCGGACGAUUCUUCCAAAAAUAUUGCCAAGAUACAAAGAGUUUUUCACGUAGACACCUCAAGCCCGGUAAAAUCGGUUAAAGAAGCCGAAAAGCCUGAAGCAAGAGUCAGCAGAAUGACAGAACACGAUUUAAUUUUGUUCAAUACCUAUUUGGAGGAGAGCAGGAUUAAUCGAAAGGAAACUGUAGAAACAGAAACCAACGAUACUGCUGAAAGUUUAAUUGAAGAAACAAGUUUGGAGGUCCAUCAAAAUCAUGAGUGUAGAAAUGAAGAUAUCACAUCAGUAGACGAACAAGUACAAGACGAUUUAACAACAGUAGAUCAGCUUGUUGAACCUGAGCCUCAGGUACAAGAAGAUGACUCUAGUAUCAACGAAAACAGUGAAGAAAGUAUCGAAAUUAUUGAGAAAAAAGUACCUACUGUAAUAGAGGAUAUCAUAGUAGACGAGUCCUAUAUUAUAGAUGAAACAGAACAAGGCGAUUUAACAAAAGUGGAUCAACAUGUUGAAGCUGAGCCUCAGGUACAACAACUUGUUGAAUCUGAGCCUCAGGUACAACAACUUGUUGAGUCUGAACUUCAGGUACAAGAAGACGACUUCAGUAUCAAUGAAAACAGCGAGGAAAGUAACAAAAUUAGGCUCAUAGAAGAACCUACUAUAAUAGAGGAUAUCACAUCAGUAGAUGAGUCUAGUAUUGCAGAUGAAUCAAAGCAAGACGAUUUAACAACAGUAGAUCAACUUGUUGAAUCUGAGUAUCAGAUUGGGGAAACUAAUGCCAGAAUCACAGAAAAAGAACCUACUGAAAUAAAGGAUAUCACACCAGUAGAGGAGUCUAAUAUUACAGCUGAAACAGAACAAGACGAUUUAACAACAGAGGAUCAACUUGUUGAAUCUGAGCCUCAUGUUCAAGAAGACGACUCCAGUAUCAAUGAAAACAGUAACGAAAGUUACAAAAUUAUUGAUGAAACUAAUGCCAGGCUCAUAGAAGAAGAACCUACUGAAAUAAAGGAUAUCACACCAGUAGAGGAAUCUAAUAUUACAGCUGAAACAGAACAAGACGAUUUAACGACAGUAGAACAACUUGUUGAAGCUGAGCCUCGGGUACAACAACUUGUUGAAUCUGAGCCUCAGGUUCAAAAAGACGACUCCAGUGUCAAUGAAAACAGCGAGGAAAGUUACAAAAUUAUUGAGGAAACUAAUGCCAGAACCACAGAAAAAGAACCUAACGAAAUAAAGGAUAUCGCACCAGUAGAGGAAUCUAAUAUUACAGCUGAAACAGAACAAGACGAUUUAACGACAGUAGAACAACUUGUUGAAGCUGAGCCUCAGGUACAACAACUUGUUGAACCUGAGCCUCAGGUACAAGAAGAUGACUCCAGUAUCAAUAAAAACAGUAACGAAAGUUACAAAAUUAUUGAGGAAACUAAUGCCAGAAUCACAGAAAAAGAACCUACUGUAAUAGAGUAUAACACACCAGUAGAGGAAUCUAAUAUUACAGCUGAAACUGAACAAGACGAUAUAACGACAGUAGAUCAACUUGUUGAAGCUGAGCCUCAGGUACAACAACUUGUUGAAUCUGAGCCUAAGGUUCAAGAAGACGACUCCAGUAUCGAUGAAAACAGUGAAGAAAGUGAAACUGUCGAGACGUUAAACGAAGAACUGGGCAUGGAAAUAGAACCUUGUAAUAAAGAGGUUCUUGAAGAAACACUUGAAAGUGAGAUGGAAGUUAAUACUUCCUCCUCAAACAUUCUAGGGGAAGUCUUGCAAAAGGAAAUUUGUGAUCAAGAAGAACUCAUCAUUGAAGAACAAAUUGGUCAAGAGGAAGAGCUAAAUGACAGCAAUCUUGUAAUUGAAGAACCUGUUUACGAUGUGGUUCAUGAUGCGCCCAUCAUAGAAAAUGUCGUUCAUGAGGAUAUACUUGAAAGUGAUAGAGAUUCGCCGGUUGAAUCAGUUCCACAAGAUUUUGAUGAUGUGGAUGAAUCACAGGAAGAAAACAGAAAUGUGGCCUUGGUGCCGUACAUAGAAAACGAGAAAAGUUUCCUGCAAAUACAGUUCGAGGAACAUAUAAAAAAGAAUCAGGAAAGUAACUACUUGAAUCUUCUGGCGGAAACCGCCAAUACAAAGGAAAAAAUCGACACGGAAGUAAUCAAUGUUCCCAACAAAAUAGAGUCGAAUUAUUCCACUUUGGAACCGCCACCUUCCAACAAAAUUUACGCCCAAACCAUGUUGGAAACUACGCACUCUAGCGAAGAUAGCAACGAUAGCGAAGACAACCUUCUCAUUGACGCCAAAAUCGAAAAGGUGUCGGUUUACGACGAAAAAACCGUGGAUGAUGUAAUCCACUUUGUCAAUGAUGAAAAAGAAGUUCCCGCUGUUUUAAUUAGCAUCCCAGAGUCCGAAGGCCAUUUGGACAAAGACCAUCUUGAAAUUCUGCAGCAAGUGGAAAGUCUGGAACAAUCGGAAAUCAACUUUGCUAACGUCUUGAGUCCCGCUAAAAUAAUUCCUGAAGAAGAACCUUUAAACCUUAGCCUGACAGCUCAUGUUAAAGAAGCAGAAAACAAAGACGACGGGGAUUCCCAUUCGUCCACCGAUGACAUACCACUGUCGACGGUUAAAGACAUAAUAACGAACAAACAAAAACCACAAGGAAUCGAAAAUCUCGAGGAUGUGCCCAGAGCGCCGAAAUUCAAGACAAAAGCAGCCCUUAAGUUAUACGAAAAGUUGUCUCUUUACGUACGAUUGGAGAAAAUGCAGGGCACCAAGAAAAAAUCCGCGAGAUCCAAGAGCUGCGAGAUCGAAACAAAACCGAGCUCCAAUUUAGAUAGGCGGCAUUCGGUUAAUGUUGUCGAAGAGGUUUUAGACGGAUCUGAAAUCAAGGUUGAAAAGAAAAGAUUGGGAAUGAACGUCGUUGUCAGAUCUGGAACGAAAAAAAGUAAAGGUUACAAGAAAAAUAAGGGACCAGUUACCCUUAAAACAAAAAAAUAUAAUGGAGUUGAUGAGGUUUCAGAAAAAGUUGACAAUCUUACUUUAAAUGAUUUAAAAGAUAAUAAUAUUACUGAAAGGAAAAGAAUCCCAAAAAGAAAACCCAAGGCGAACUUAAAAGAAAUAAUUACUGAACCAACAGAAAAUACAUUACAAGUCAAUCAAAAAUUAGAAACCAUACAGGAAAAUCCUUCUAUUGAAGAAGCUCAGAAUCAUGAAGAAAUCAAUAAACAUAGAGAUAAGUCCGAGCAACCUUCUCCGAGAAGAACUCGAAGUAAAAGCAGAACUAUAGCCGAAAAUCAGUGUAAAAGUGUUUUAAAUCACAUAGUGGAUAAACUGAAGAAAAAACUGGAAUCAGAUUUGUGUCAUGUGGUAACAAACCCCAUCGAGACUGAUACAGAACAACCAACUAAAAUUUCCAAACAAGUCAAUGAAGUUCUUCCGAAAGAAGAUGAAACUAUGGAAGAAGAAACUUAUUUACCGGAAGUGGCCUACCACGAUGUCAUCGAAGAUGUUGUGCCGGAAACGACGGCACCAAUUUCCGUGUUACCAGCCGAUGAUAAAGAAACUGAUUACGACAGUAAUUUAAGCGAAUCCUCUAAUUUGGGAAUUACAAUCAGUAAACAACUCGAUUUAUUGUCCAGAAAAGUUGAAGAAAAAGAAAUCAAAGAAGAAACUGAUAAAUCUGAAGAAACUGUUAAUGAAAAUAAAAGACGCAGGUCACAAUCAAGAAAAAAGAACAAAAGUUCGGAUAGAUUCAAACCUAAAAGAUAUAGCGAGAGUAAAUCAACCGAUGACGAAAAAGUUGUUAUAAAAGCGGAAGUGGAACCAGUUGUUGAAAAUACCAACAAUAAAACAUCCAAAUCUAAAGCAAAAAAAGAAGUUGUUUUCAAACCUAUAAUAGUCGAUGAAUUUUCCAAAGCUCUUAUUCAAAAUGACGACUUGAUCAUCUCCAAAAAAACGAACAACAAAACCAAAACUGUCAAUAAAUCCGAAAACAAUAACAAAAUUGGCAAAAGAUCCGCCAAAGGCAAAGAAAGAAUCAAACUUCAAACUGAUUAUAAUAAAGGAAACAAAAUACCAACAUCAAAACUUAAAAUCCCAAAACCCGAAGAAAAAAAAGAUGAGAUAAUCGCAGAAAAUGCAGUAGACAAACCCAAAGUAAUUUCAGUUAAACCGAACGUGGUCUACCAUUCUAAAAAGCACAUAAUAAUGAGGAAUUUGGAACAAGAGUUGUUAAAAGAAUUGGAGCAAAAGGAAUGCACUAAAAAUUUUGAGGAACUGUCCAAAGAACCUGUUGUAUCGUUUGUUGAGAAUACACUCAAAGAGGAAUUAAAAGUUACAAGCUGUAUGAAGAUAUCGAAGGAAAAAUCUGUUGUCACCAAUAAUGAAGAAUUCUCAAAAGAAGAACAAAUUUUGACCUCCGAAAUUAACGAUGAAACACCAAUGGAAACCGCAGAGCUUCAAGAAGAACAACCAGUUAUAACUAGCAAUGUUGAAGCUGAAAAUAAAAUGGAAACAAUACAACAAGUAGAAGAACAAGUUUUGACUGACAAAAUAAUUGAUGUUGAAUCAGUGAAAAUUGCUAAAGAGGGACUUGAUUUAACUAAUACAGUUAACAUAGGAAAAACUUUGGUAACGGAAGAACUACCCAAAGAGAAUGUUUCCAGCUAUGAGGAAGAAAUAGUUGUUUCUAAUAACGAAGAAUUGUCAAAAGAGGAGCCAAUUUUGACCACCAAAGUCGAUGAUGAAAAGCCAAUGGAAAUAAAAGAGUUAAAAAAAGAAGACGUUUUCACAAAGCUUAUAGAAAGGAGAAAAGAAGAACCAGAAUCAAACAUAAUAAAUAUGGCAUCACCUUUGGAAAUAACAGAACUCCCAUUGAAUCUAUCAGUUUUACCCAUCAUCCUCAACGAAAUUCCUAAAGAAACAGAAAGAAUUUCAAAAGAAAAAACCGGCUUCAUCAGUACAAUCAUUGAAGAGAAAAAAAUAACGGAACUUUCAAGAGAAGAACCAGUUUUAACCAACAAAACUAAUAAUACAAUUCCUUUUAAAACCGCCGAGGUUUUGAACAAGGAACUUCCCACAAUAGAGCCAGUUUUGACCCACAAAAUUGAUGAUGUAGAGGUUUCGAAAGAAGAAACAGUCUUAAACAGUAUUUUGACAAAAAAGCCAAUGGACCUUCCAGUGGAAAACUCUGUUUUAGCUAGCAAGAAUAGUGAAAAGAUGCAUGUAGGAAAACCAAAAGUUUUACUGAAGAAAAAUGUCAAUUUCAGGAUGUUAAAAAAGAAGCUUAACGCUAAAAUUUUAAAUUUAAAGACCCAUCCCAAAGAAAAUAACAGAAAAAUAACAGAAAAGAAACAAUUAAAUCAUAUAAAUUCAAUAAAUGUUGAAAAAAGAAUAUCUGAACCUCUUGUAUUAAAUAAGAUAUUAAAUUUGCCUCGUGAAAUUAAAGAGAAUAUAUUUGGUAAAAAAGGAUUAAAUAUUACUUCCAACAACCAACCCAAUAACGUAAUGAUUGGAAACAAUAAAAAUGUUAAAACUAAACUACUGGAUAAAAACGAAGAAAGAGAAUCUAAAGUUGCAAAGGAAAUUUCUGAAGCAACGCGUGAAUUGGAAAAAAUGGAAUUAUUUGAAGAUCCAAUAGAGGACGAGACCUGCAUAGAUAACACUAAUGUAAUGGAAAUGGAAAUUGACGACGAUAUAAACGAAACUAUACAUGAAAAAGAAACCAUCGAAGUACCAGAAUUAUUAAAAUUAAAUGAUAAAGAAGAACUGGAUACUAAACCUAAUGGAAACAUAACUUUUGAUAAAAAUGAAAAAGCUAAAGAUGAAGAUGUAGAUGUAAUUACAGAUGAACCAAAAGAGAAAGAAUUUAAAACAGAAUUGUUACCGAAUGGAUGUAAACGUCCGACCAUAAUUUUGGUGAAUAAGGAGGACAUCGGCGAAACGUACAUGCUUUGUGUGGAAUAUGAAGAGGGCAAUAAUCCCCCAACUUUGGACUUUUUUAAAGAAACCAACAAAGAAACUGUUGUAAACAAAAGGCAGCUGGAAAAAAAUAAUCGCGAAGAUACUUCAAAAAAUAAUGUUACAGUUGAACCGACACAAACUGAAGACGUUGUAUUAAAAACUACUGAAGAAAUUGAAGAUAAAAGCAUAGAGUGCAAUCAUGUUAAAGAACCUAUUUCUGAGGAAAUGAAACAACCAAGUGAAAUUGAUUUAACUAAUAGUACCAACAUAGAAAGUGUAGUUCCACAAGAAAUAUUGGAGGAGUCAAUUGAACCACCAGUAUCUAACGAUUUAACUGAUGACAACAUAGAAAAUACAGUGCCAGAGAAAAUUAUGAAGUCGAAUCAACACGUUGAAAACCCUACGCCAGUGAUUGAAGAAGAGGUUCAAGUACCCCCUAAAGAUAACAGUGAUACUUCUAGUAUAGAAAAUAUACCAGCAGAAGCAAACGUGACACCCGCAGAACCUGAACUUAACCAAUCGUUUUUGUUAUUGGACGUCUCUCUGGAUGAAAAUGAUCAAGAAAUUGUUAUUAAAGAAGAACUACCUUCUGAAGAUAUCAGUUUUGCUUCUAAUAUAGCAGAAGAACAAACAAUGAUUUUGCAUGAUGAACCUUCUGAAGAAAUCGUAACACCCACAGAACCUGAACUAAACCAAUCGUUUUCGUUGUUGGACGUCACUCUUGAUGAAAAUGAUCAAAAAAUUGUCGCCGAAAUAGCAAAAACAAAUGACAUCGAAAUUGCUCACGAAGAUGAAACUGAUGAUGAUACUAAUUCGAUCAGCUCUUUCAGUUGGGAGCCUGAAACAAAUAAAAUUCCUAUUCCAAUCAAAAUGGAAAUGAUAGAAAACACCUCAAUGCUAAAGGAAGACGUAGAGAGUAGCUUGCAAAUAUUGGAAUUAAUGAACGAAAAUCUCAAUGGACAAACUGGCAACGUGUCCUUGGACAAAGCAUUCGAGGAAGUUCCUCUCAUCGAUGUGCAACCUUUGAAGCCCACUGAAGAAUUGACGACCACUGACACCGUUGUAAUUGAAGAUGAUAGUGGGGAAGAUAACACCACACCAAUCAAAACACCUAUUGAGCAAUAUCUUUCGGAAAGUUUCCCAGGAUACAUAGAAACCACGAACGACGGAGUGGAAAAUACCGUCGAUUUUAACAUUCUCAAAUUGCAACCAGAGCAGACUUCAACAGUUAAUAUACCGACAUUUUUUAGUUCGUCGAAAUCGAUGUUGUUGAAUACCCUUGUAACAUCGCAAGCCAACAUUAAAGAUCAUUGCGUCUCGCCCAGAGAGGUUCAGAUUAAGACCGGCGAAGAAAUGGAUAAAAACUUGAUGUACGAAUACAACCAACAUUCGAACGAUGGAAAUGCUCUGACGGAAACCUUAGGGAUUUCGCCAAGUAAAAUUAUUCCGUCCUUGCAAUGCAUGCCGACUGAAUCGCAACCAUCUACGAGCACUGCCGAGCCCAGCAAUUUCGAAAUUACGUCUACGAAUAAAGAGGACGAUUUUUCCAGGGGUUACGAAAUCAUAGGCGAAAAACCAACUGGAGAUCACACCUACACUUCCACUGGCGAUCCUUUGCUGGCCUUGCCCUACGAAAAGAAGCGCUUGAGUCUCGGCGACGCUCCGGAGAAUGACGACAACCAAUGGGGUUCGGACAUGUCGAAAAUCAGUGAUAACAACUUUGAGGAAGACCUCGAUCUUACUUUGGAAAUGGACGAUGUCGUUAACAAAAUCAUCGAAAUCGGCAACAGAUCCACCCAAAAUUCCUACCAAAGUUUGCAGUUUAUUCCCGAAAUGGAAGACUUUAUGGAAAGCAAUGACUCCAGUAAAGAUUCUUUGACCAUUGCGAACGAUAUCAACCCGAAGUCGGCCAAAUGGUCGGAACUCAUGGCGAACAAUCAAGAGCAAAGCAGUAAGGUUUUGGUUCUGCCGGCAGAGCCUCUAACCACUCCAACUUACCACAUGAAUCAGAACGAACUCAUCAAGUCCUUCGCGUUCGGGGAACACUCGGUGAUACCCCGUUCACCUUCCCCUGAAAAGGCCAAACCCAACCUUUAUAACAUAUUGAAUGACCUUAAAAAUUACAGUUGCAAGGAACAAACACCCCAACAACCAAGAAAACUAAAAGAAGCAAAACAGGAUGCACAUCCAUCCCUCGUCGAGCUUUUGGCUAGAAAACAUAACCGCACGCACCUUAAAGCUCCUCCAAAACAAGACAAGGCUCCCAAAUCUAAAGAUCCCUCACCUCAAAGUUCUACAAAUAGAAUAGAACGUGAAGAUGUAUCCAUAAAUUCAACUGACAAAAACAUGGAAAAUGUAGUGCCAGAGAAAAUUAUGGAAGAGUCGAGUGAACCCGUUGAAACCUCUUCGCCAGUGAUUGAAGAAGAGGUACAAGAAGUACCCUCUAAAGAUAACAGUCUUACUUCUAGUAUAGAAAAUCCUUAUGAAAUUAUACCACCAGAAGCAAACGUGACACCCGCAGAACCUGAACUUAACCAAUCGUUUUUGUUAUUGGACGUACCUCUAGAUGAAAAUGAUCAAGAAAUUGUCGACGAAAUGGCAAAAACAAAUGAAAUCGAAAUAGCUCACGAAGAUGAUAAUACUUAUUCGAACUGCCCUUUCAGUUUGGAGCCCGAAGCAAAUACAAUUCCUACUGCAACCGCUGACGCCAAAAAGCAAACAAUAGAAAACACCUCAAUAGACAAAACUCCCUCCCCUCAACCUCAACUCAUCCCUACCGGUUUAAUUCGGCCCAGAACGGAUUUGUUACAAAAAAAACCGGCACCGAACACAGCAAGCGUUAAAAAUACUGAAGAAAAGAAAGAAAGAACAUCAUCUAACUACUUGAUCGAAAAUAUACUUAAGGUCGACGCCGGUAAAAAAGUUGAAGACUUGAAAAAACAAAAACCCGCUGUGGAAUCUAAGAAGGCUCCCGCUGCCAAAAUCUCGGCGGGCCAGAAAAACAAACCCAAAGAUACGGACGCCAUUUUCGAUAGGCUGAAGCAGAAAGACUACAGAGUCAAGCCGAACAAUGUUAAAGGGACUGAGAAUGGUAAAAGGGAGGAGAAAAAGGUUUACGAUAAACCAAAGGAAUCGAGUAGGAUCCACAACCCUUCGAUUAAGAAGAAUGUGCAGCAAGAGAAGAGUAGACAAUCGGAGGAAGACUUAAACGCAGUUUUUGAUCGUUUAAAAUCGGAGGGCAGUCCUAAGCCAAGGCAAGAGAAACCCGAUAAAAGACGAUUUAGCGAGUCGGAAGAUUACAAAAAUUAUAUGAAGAGGAAAAAGAUUGAAUUGGAGAAGUACGAAAGGAAUAAUAAGAGAAAAGCCGACAUGGAGGAAGAUAGAUUCAACCAGAAGAAGGGGAGGUAUAGUUACCCGCAAAGGGAGUACGAAAGGGGUAAGGAACCCCCCCACCACAGCAAAUCGCGAAGCUCUGCAGAGUUCAAACAUCCAAGAGAUGAGCAUUCAUCUAGAAACCAAAGAAGUGAGACAAGGGACGGUCGCAGAUUUGAAGGAGGAAGAAAUUUUCCACCAAAGGACGCGAGAACAGACAAGAAUAAAUACCGAGAACCGGUUGGAGGCAGCCGCAGUCGUGCCUUCGGUUAUCCAACUCCGGAACCGCCGUCGAAAAACAUAACGUCUCAUUCGAAAACCGAUACCGGUUACAGGUCUUCGUAUCACCCGGCUCCCGGGCAAAGGCAUUCAUAUCCAGAGAAACCGGAGCAUGAUGGAACGUCUCAUUCGAAAACGGAUACCGGUUACAGGUCUUCGUAUCACCCGGCUCCCGGGCAAAGGCAUUCAUAUCCAGAGAAACCGGAGCAUGAUGGGAGAGCGCCGACUGCCAACAGAGUGCCCGAUUUUAACUGGAUACAGGAAAUGAAUCAGAAGAUCAAUCCGAACUUGCUGGGUCAACAAAAUCUAUUCGAUACGCCGCCAUAUGUUAGAAAUGAUGACUGAUGUUUUCUGCUAAAUUAUAUUAUUAGUUAAUUGUAAAAUAUUCAAUAAGUUUGUACAUAGUUUUUAGCUUUGUAGUUUUAUUCAUUACGUUCUUGUAAAUGUACUAUGCUUUAAUUUUAAUUAAUUUAUUUUAAUAAUUUUUUAAUGUAACCUGUACAUUCGUUAAUAAAAUGAUUUUUGAGGAUAAA
Molecule: messenger RNA, 12416 nt
Organism: Brassicogethes aeneus
Lineage: Eukaryota; Metazoa; Arthropoda; Insecta; Coleoptera; Nitidulidae
Source: the annotation of a GenBank genome assembly